AUGAAGCAAGGCAAAGAACUUGCUGAAUCACAUGGUCUAGAAUAUUUUGAAACUUCAGCUGUUAGUAUUCAAUUGUCAAAUAUUAUUUAUACUUGUUUGAUUUCUUCAAUAUUAACCCUUUACAGUGACAAACUCCCUGAUGUGCCCUAUUUUAUUAUUUUACUCAGUCUAACGCCAGAUUAUUUUCCUUGUCAAGGGGAGAGUGCUGCCACUCAAUGGGUUAAACUUGACUCUUUGUUCUUCUUAGAAACAAAAUCAGAAUGUUGAAGCAGCAUUUUACUACCUUGCCAACACAUACCACCAAGUGUAUAAUGACAGGAUUGCUCAAAUGCACUCGAUGGUGUGAGAGGAUUGAAGGAGAUUAAAUAUAGGAUAUUUAUGUUGUACAUUUGUAAAUAAAUGCACAAAAAAAACAUGUAUUGUUGCUGUUGAAAUAGUCCUUAUCAAAACAAAGAAAAGACAGUGGGAUGUUCUGGUCAUGGAAUCAUCAAUCAUGAUUGGAAGGCACUCUUGUAAUGCUAAAUGUUAUCAUUGUUAUGUCAAAGGACCAUACCCCUACCUGCAACUUUUGGCUUCCCUAAUUAAUAUUAAUAUGCAAAAACACUCCAUAUUCGACCGGCUCGUGUACAUAAUUAACAACCAGUUACACAACUGUUGCCUGUAGUUAUAUGAAGUAUUUUAGAAAGAUGCCAAACCGCGUGCCUUGAAUUCUGCAGGCGCGGAAUUGAAUUUCUCAUCCAACACAAUCUCGUUCCCCGAGCAUGCCCGUUCGCAGGUUAGCGUUGUCCGCAAUUGACGUCACGAAAAUUCGACCCCCCGCGAAGACUCAGACAAACAUUGGCAACAUUUAAUAUAAAUAGUAUUAUGAUUAAGAGCUUCCCGUGAGUUAGUUUAAUAGUUUGAUGUUUGUUUAUGGUUUAUUUGUGCGAAAUCAUACACACCUUGUACUUUUCGCUUUACCUGAAGUGCCAGUGCAAAAUAUUUUUGCUUUGGAAGUAGAAAUAUACAGUUUUUCGUCACUUUAGUAUCGACA
Paramuricea clavata is the source of this 1033-nucleotide messenger RNA. The record is from the annotation of a GenBank genome assembly. NCBI's taxonomy places the organism in Eukaryota, Metazoa, Cnidaria, Anthozoa, Malacalcyonacea, Plexauridae.